This is a messenger RNA of Penicillium odoratum, 1302 nucleotides long. Its product is annotated as ribosome biogenesis protein NOP53. The transcript is spliced from 3 exons. Gene Ontology annotation, molecular function: 5S rRNA binding. Gene Ontology annotation, cellular component: nucleolus. Lineage: Eukaryota; Fungi; Ascomycota; Eurotiomycetes; Eurotiales; Aspergillaceae. Gene Ontology annotation, biological process: ribosomal large subunit assembly; rRNA processing. The record is from RefSeq and is a predicted model, not a curated record. Bases 1 to 1302 code for a protein of 433 amino acids.
AUGUCUACAUCGGUGGAAGCCCCUCGCCAGUUCAAACAGCCGUCCCGUAAGGGUAAGAAGGCUUGGCGCAAGAAUGUCGACGUUACUGAGGUGCAGGAAGGUCUGCGCCAGUUGAAUGAAGAAGAGAUCAAAGGUGGUCUUAUCUCAGAGAAGCCGUCUGACGAAUUGUUCAUUCUCGAUACUACUGGAAACGAAGAAGUGCGCAAACAAAUUUCCAAAAAGCACAAGCCACUCAAGGCGGAUGAAAUUAUCGCCCAGCGGUCUGUCAUUCCCGCUCUGGACGGUCGCAAGCGUAUAAACUCCAACAUCACCGAUGGAGUUAUUGAGCCAAAGACCAAGAAACACAGAAAGGAUUGGGUCAGCAACAAGGAACUUCAGCGCUUGAAGCAGGUAGCCAAGGAUGGAACCGCUGGCACCAAGAUUCAUGGAAGUGAACUCUACGAUCCUUGGGCGGAGGACGCCGAAGCAACUGCAUCGGCCGUCGUGGAUGAUCCCCGAUUUGAUUUCCUGGUGAAGCCCAAGGCCAAGGUCGCGCCGGAGACCAUUAGGCACGCUCCAAUCUCACUUGCCGCCAAUGGAAAGCCCAUCCCAUCAGUUCGCAAGCCGCAUGCAGGAACCAGCUACAACCCCGUCUUCGAUGAGUGGGACCGUCUACUCCAAGAGCAAGGUGCGGCUGCUGUAGAGGCAGAGAAGAAGCGUCUCGAGGAGGAGAAGGAAGAAGAAAAGAAGAGACUCCUGCAGGAGGCAGCACAAGGCGACGACGGCGAAGUAAAGUCUGACGACGAAAGUGCCUGGGAGGGCUUCGAGAGCGAAUAUGAGAAGCCUGAGUGGUUAAACAAGAAGCGACCCGAGCGAAAGACCAAGACCCAGCGCAACAAAAUCAACCGUCGAAAGGAGGCCGAGCGUCUGGCAAAAUGGGAGGCCAAGAGGGCUGCGACAGAGAAACAAGCCGAGCAAGUCGAGCUGCUUGCCGAAGAGGCCCGGCAGCGGGCGCUCGAAGCAGCCAACGAUUCCGAUGCCGAUGAUGAUGAAGAGGGUGACGAUACUAAGCUUCGACGCAAGGCGUUUGCAGGGAAACUUGCACCCCCGGAGAAGCCUUUGGAGCUGGUUCUUCCUGAUGAACUUCAGGACUCCCUCCGACUCUUGAAGCCGGAAGGAAACUUGCUGGAUGACCGAUUCCGAACACUGAUUGUUCAAGGAAAGCUCGAAUCUCGCAAGCCGGUGACACAGGCUCGCAAGGCCAAGAGAAAGAUUACCGAGAAGUGGAUGUCCAAAGACUUCAAGGUUCCUGGCUUCGACUAA